AUGCUCUCCGGAGUGAGCCUGUCUGCCGAUGUCCCGGCACAGGCCAAGCCUGGUGCGCCUGGAGUCAACGUUUAUGGCGCCAUUGUCUCCGACUGCUCAGCGUACGCUCUCACCAACAUCCACUUUGCGGAGCUCAUUGCUGGCCCAGGAGGCGAUGGUGUCUCGGCUCGAAACUUGACCGCGGUUGAGGGCAACUACGUCAACUCGGCCGAAGUCGCACAGCCGGUCAUCCCGGCCCGCGACGGCGAGCCCGGACAGGACGGCGAGAGCCGCCUGGGGCAGGUGCCCUGGCUUGAUCCACUCACCACGUCGAUGGCAGCUCUUGCACCGUGGACUGGCGGUGCAGGAUCACGCGGUCAUGGCGGAGGCGGGCGGGGCGGAGCCCACUCGGGCGCAUAUCGCGGACGCGCCAGCUACUUUGGACGGAUCACUUGUGUCACCGGUGGUGUGAUCGAUGAGGACCAGCUGGGGUGCGGAUCGCAUGGCGGGCUUCCAGCCACGGUCGGCUCUGGACCUGGUGGAUCUGCAGCGGCGCUGGUCAUCCGAGGCCCGAUCGGUGAGCUGAGUCUGCUCUCGUUUGGACGUGUCCAGGCCGGCCGGGCCGGUGCCCCGGGGGCAGGCGGCAUGGCUGCCGAGCCGACCGUGGGGGCUGCGAUCGACGUUGCACCCUACGCUGCUAACCCGUGCGAGGUCGCGCUCCUGCAGGCCAUCACCCACGCAGCGCGUCCGCCCGCCUCGCCGUUCUCGCCGCACAUCUUUGAUGCGAGCCCGGUAGCAGCAAAUUGGAGCUAUCCGGUCGAUGCAAUUGUCAGCUCGGCCGGUGUGGUGUUUCCAAGCCCAGGGCCAAAGCAGGUGAUUGCAUACGCUGGUGCCAGUGCAGUCGCGCUGGAUGUGAACGUGGGUUACAUCGGCAACGCGCACGACGAGCUGAAGGUACCGGCGCUGUUGAUCAUUCAAGUUCGGACCAUUUCCACGGCCAACGUGACGCUUGCUCCUGUUGUUUCGGGCUUUGCAGGCGAGGCGCUGCGCUUUAGUCUGCAGGCCUGGUCGCGCGAUGGUCUGCCAGUCCCGGCGUCAUCGGCCGCGAUCGCCGUCAUCGACACAACCAGCGGGAGUCACCUGAGCAUCACGCGUAGCUCACGCGCAGCAUCUGGUGCUCUUGACAUAGUGCUGCGUAUUGUCACAGCUGGACGUUAUCCUGUUGAGGUCCGAGUCGACGGCGUGCGUGCUGGGAGUGCCACGAUCGAGAUCCGUCCCGAGUGCGCGCCGGGCUUUUACCCGACUGGAGAACUAGGAACCUGCGGUAAGUGCGCGACGUGGAUCCGACUAGCCCCUGGCCGGGCGCCGCACCUCAAGCUCAUCGAGUUGGCGUUCAUCGCCGCGACCCUGGCCUUCAUCGCAGUCGCUGACAUGGACGAAUGGGAGGGCGAAGACAAGCUGGUGUCCACAGACAAGCUGUUGGACAACUUGACAGCGCUUGGCCUGGGCGGUUUCUCCUCCGAUGGGCGGCCUCUGGCCGCGGCACUAGAGCACAUCGGCGACCUGCUCAAGGAUGGUCGGCUGGAUGACGAGGAUCAGCCACCGCCGGUGGUCGACGCUGACGAAAAUGCCCAGUUUGAGCGGGUUAUAGCCGACGCCGCAGAGCUGAGUCGACACCUGACGAUGGCUGCGGCAAGCGCGCGGCCGAGCCCAUCACUUCUGGCUGCCAUCAACGAGCAGAUUGAGGCAUGGCGGGCGAGGCCUCCGCCGACGUUUACCAACUCGCGGUUCGACACGGUCCGGGCAAUCAUUGCCGGGUCUCUAGCGUACACCGAGAGAGCCAUCACCAACAGCGACUACCAGCUCGCGACAGAGCUCUGGCAGCAGCGUGUUGUUCCGCUGAUGAGGGCGUACGAGAUGGACUUUGAUCUAGAAAUGCCCUUGUAA
Molecule: messenger RNA, 1926 nt
Organism: Thecamonas trahens ATCC 50062
Lineage: Eukaryota; Apusomonadida; Apusomonadidae
Exons: 6
Coding region: 1-1926 (641 amino acids)
Source: RefSeq, a predicted model, not a curated record